Messenger RNA from Toxotes jaculatrix (banded archerfish), 1299 nucleotides. Its product is annotated as keratin, type I cytoskeletal 18-like. The record is from RefSeq and is a predicted model, not a curated record. The transcript is spliced from 7 exons. Gene Ontology annotation, cellular component: keratin filament. The coding region runs from base 1 to 1299 and encodes 432 amino acids. Gene Ontology annotation, biological process: intermediate filament cytoskeleton organization. Gene Ontology annotation, molecular function: structural molecule activity. Lineage: Eukaryota; Metazoa; Chordata; Actinopteri; Toxotidae.
AUGGAGCCCCUGAUUAAACGCCAGAGUUCUCAAAUGCUCAGUGGUCAUACAACCAUUCACAGACCUCUUCAGAUGGAGCGGGCCUACGCUCACAGUGUCAGCGGAGGGGCAGGCGGCCAUGGGACCAGGAUCUCCACUGUCACCUACGGCACACGGGUUGGCAGCAGCUUCGGCGGUGGGUAUGACUACCAAUCCUUGUCCUCUGGGUCCACUUCUGGAACCCUGGGCAUCGCGAACGAGAAGCUAGCCAUGCAGCACCUGAACGACCGCUUGGCCAGCUACCUGGAGACGGUCAAGAAUCUGGAGAAGGCCAACAGCAAGCUGGAGAUCAAAAUCAGAGAGACCAUCGAAAAGAAGGGCCCCUUGGAGGGGAGAGACUACAGCAAGUACAACACCAUCAUUGCAGGGCUGAGAGCAAAGAUUUUUGACAUGAUCAAGGGAAACGCACACCUUGCUAUCGCUCUUGACAACGCACGCCUGGCUUCAGACGACUUCAGAGUCAAGAUGGAGUACGAGUUGUCCAUGCGUCAAACAGUGGAGGCCGAUGUUGCCAGACUGAGGAAGCUUCUGGACGACACCAACGUAAUUCGUCUGCACCUGGAGAGUGACAUUGAGUCUCUAAAGGAAGAGCUGAUCAACCUGAAGAAGAAUCAUGAGAAUGAUGUUGCUGAAUUGCGUGCCCAGAUCACCCAAGUUGGCGUCCAUGUGGAUGUUGACGCUCCUAAAGGACAGGACCUGGCCAGGAUCAUGGAGGAAAUGAGGGCCAAGUAUGAGAAGAUAGCGCUGAAGAACCAGGAGGAGCUCAAAGCAUGGCACGAAUCUCAGAUCACAGAGGUGCAGGUCCAAGUGACUGAGAGCACAGAAGCUCUGAAGGAGGCCACGAGUGUAAUGACUGAAACUAGGAGGAGGUAUCAGGCACUAGACAUUGAACUGCAGUCUGCCCUCAGUCUGAAAGCAUCCCUGGAGGCCACACUCCGUGACAUCGAGAUGCGUUACAACAUGGAGGUGGAAAAGUACAACGCCAUCAUCCUGAGGCUGCAGGAGGAGCUGACUCAGAUCCGCAACGACAUCCAGCAUAACACAAGAGAGUACGAGCACCUGCUCAACAUCAAGGUGAAACUGGAGGCCGAGAUUGCCGAGUACAGGAGGCUGCUGGAUGGUGGGGCGACCUUAAAACUGGAGGAUGCAAUUGAUCAGAAGACAGUCCAGACUAAGGUGGUUACGGUCACUCAGACUCUGGUGGAUGGCAAAGUGGUGUCAGAGAGCAAGGAUGUUAAAUCCAGUGAAAAAGUAGUGUAG